Sebastes umbrosus (honeycomb rockfish) is the source of this 4923-nucleotide messenger RNA. It is a transcript of the gene ddx61, whose product is annotated as DEAD (Asp-Glu-Ala-Asp) box helicase 61. Gene Ontology annotation, molecular function: RNA helicase activity; mRNA binding; ATP binding. Lineage: Eukaryota; Metazoa; Chordata; Actinopteri; Perciformes; Sebastidae. The transcript has 13 exons. Gene Ontology annotation, biological process: cytoplasmic stress granule assembly; P-body assembly. The record is from RefSeq and is a predicted model, not a curated record. Bases 884 to 2338 code for a protein of 484 amino acids. Gene Ontology annotation, cellular component: P-body; cytoplasmic stress granule.
GCAAACAACCAGCCCAAAAACGGCAGCGCGGCCAUGUUGAAUUGUCGAUAUUCCUCAAGAAGACAAAAGAGUGAAAACUCUGGUGGAUUUCAACAAACAGCGAACUCAAUUACCCGGUCGACGAAACGUUAAAGCAACAGCCACAACGGGGAAGAAGACUUUGGGUUGGAUAAAGCAAAGUGAAGGUUACCUGGAUGUUUUUUGUUAAUCGGCAAUUCCCAAAGCACUUUGCAGACUGUCAUCUCAACUUUUGCUGCAGAAGUAAAGGAAAACCGGGACAAGAUAAUCACAGACAUUUAAAGUGAACUGUCCAUGUUCAAGACAAACUUGCUGGAGUGACUUUUUCUGAGCCCCAGCAAAAGACGUUUGAAGACUUUUUUGAUAUCAAAGGAACAAAUCAUAAGAAUAGUCCGAGACGUGACCAAGCAGAUCAUAUUUUACUACUGGCCAUUUUGAAUGUAUAAAACAUAGCACUUGGAUUUAAAAGCCAAGAUACUCGAAAAAAAACACAUAAGGAAAAUUUUGGAUCAUCAUUACAGCAAGGAUAGGAGUACUCUGACAAACAAUUUUGAAAAAAAAAAGAGUUUAUGUUUUGGUCACAUAUUUGAUUUAUUUAUUCAUAUGAAUGUUAAUUUCUCCCUUUUUUGGAGAGUUGUCUUGUAAAUAGACAGAAUUCAUACGCAGACCUCUUCUUUUCAAGAGGUCUGAACGUCAGAUUGUGUACACAAUACAUUCUUUAAAAAAGAAAGAGAAAAGAUAUUUUUAUUUUUUCAGCUUUUAGGUUUUUUUUUUUUUUUACACACGGGUGCAUUAAGCAAAACAUUGGUGAAGAAGAGGCAAAUAUAACACACUGAGGAAAAUUCCCAGUUAAUGUGUUGGACUCAUGGCUACUGCAAGAACAGCAAACCCAGCACCAAUGCUUGGAUUGAACAAACCAGCAAAUGGGCAGCUCAGAGGACAGGCGGGACUCCUUGCGCCUGCCCAGCAGCCGAAUGCCCUCCAGAAAAGGACCAGCAUUCCUCAAAGCAGUGGGGGCAUCAAGUUUGGUGAUGACUGGAAGAAGUGCCUGGAGCUUCCUCCAAGAGACACCAGGAUGAGAACUUCGGAUGUGACAUCAACUAAGGGAAAUGAAUUUGAAGACUACUGCCUAAAGCGGGAGCUGUUAAUGGGAAUCUUUGAAAUGGGAUGGGAGAAACCGUCCCCUGUCCAGGAGGAAAGCAUCCCCAUCGCUCUGUCAGGCAGAGAUAUUUUGGCUCGGGCCAAGAAUGGCACAGGAAAAAGUGGAGCCUACCUCAUCCCUCUCCUGGAGAGGAUAGACCUGAAGAAGGAUCACAUACAGGCCAUAGUAAUGGUGCCAACAAGAGAGUUGGCCCUGCAGAUGAGCCAGAUCAGCAUUCAGCUCAGCAAACACCUAGGAGGGGUCAAGGUCAUGGCUACCACAGGUGGCACCAACCUGAGGGAUGACAUCAUGCGGCUUGAUGAGACAGUGCAUGUAGUGAUUGCUACACCAGGCAGGAUACUAGACCUGAUCAAGAAGGGUGUGGCAAAAAUGGAUAAGGCCCAGCUGAUUGUGAUGGAUGAGGCAGAUAAGCUGCUGUCCCAGGACUUCGUGGUCCUGAUUGAAGAUAUAAUCAGCUUCAUGCCAAAGGAUCGUCAGGUCCUGCUUUACUCUGCCACUUUCCCCGUCACUGUGCAGAAAUUCAUGAGCAAGCACCUGAAGAAGCCUUAUGAGAUCAACCUGAUGGAGGAACUGACCUUGAAGGGCAUCACCCAGUACUACGCCUAUGUGACUGAGAGACAAAAGGUCCACUGUCUCAACACACUCUUUUCUAGGCUUCAGAUCAACCAGUCUAUCAUCUUCUGUAACUCAACCCAGAGGGUUGAGCUUCUGGCCAAGAAAAUCACCCAACUGGGUUAUUCGUGCUUCUACAUUCAUGCAAAGAUGAUGCAGGAAUACAGGAACCGUGUGUUCCACGACUUCAGGAAUGGACUGUGCAGAAACCUGGUCUGCACAGACCUAUUCACUCGGGGAAUUGACAUCCAGGCAGUGAAUGUGGUCAUCAACUUUGACUUCCCCAAAAACGCAGAGACCUACCUGCAUCGCAUUGGCAGAUCAGGGCGUUUCGGUCACCUGGGUCUGGCCAUCAAUCUGAUAACUUCAGAAGACCGCUACAACCUGAAGAACAUUGAGGAUCAACUUGUCACUGACAUUAAGCCCAUCCCCAGCUGCAUCGAUAAGAGUCUGUAUGUGGCAGAGUUUCACUCUGUUGACCCAGAUGCCGAUGAUGACGACGACGACGACGGCGGAGUCAAACACAAGGAAUUGGGAGCAAUCUGAGUGAAUGGAGAAACACGGCGCCUGGCAUUCAUCACACAAUAUUGGCUUCGCAUCACACAAAAUUCCAAGUGAUGAUUUCUGUUCCCCAUUUUGCCACCAAAAUGGUCUAUUUUUAGAUUUCUUUUCAUUUCCAGUUUGAGUUUACAGCAAUCUCCAGUUCUGUCUUGUGCAUAUGUUGGUAAACUGGUAUCUUUCCAUUACCACUUCAAUCAGUUGAACUUUCAACCACACUGCCAGAGAUGGUCAUUGUGCAUGUGAUUUUGGCUAUUGCUUAAGUCUGUCAUUGAACUCAGUCACUCUUGACAAUAGAUGGGACAUUGUCAUCAUUGACUUUCAUUGAUUUUGCUGUAAGAAAGAAAAUGUGAAACCAAAGGUAGACUUAGAGGAUAGAGCCCAGUUCACAUCCUUGCUGUGCAGAUCAACUACAUAUGGCAGUGUGCACAUCCUGCUGACAUGCCUUUUGAGCAGAUGCUUUAAAGGAAACACGCUUUUUUUUUUUUAAACAACCUACACUCAGUGGUUACUUUUAUUUGAUGCACCUGAAUUGAUAGCCUGAAUUCGUCAUUGCAACAAGGUGCUGGAAACAUUCCUGAGACUGGUUCAUGUGGACAUGAUAGCCUCAUGCAGAUCUGGUGACUGAUGGAGGAGACUCAUUGUCAUGUUUGAGAUGAUGUGUCCUGCAAAGAAAUAGCCAUUAGAAGAUUGGUAGACUGUGGCCAUAAAGGGAUGCACAUGGUCAGUACUCAACUAGGCUCUGGCCCAGUUAGUAUUAAAUGGCCAGAAUUGUAACAAAAAGAUAUUCUUAAAGUCAUUACGCCACUGCCACCAGCCUGAAAUGUUGUUUUCAUAUUGUUUACACCAAAUUCUGACUCUACCAUCUGGGCCAGGUGACAUUUUUUCCAAUCAUCUGCUGUGCAGUGUUGGUGAGCCCGUCUCCUCUAGCCUCUGUUUUCUUUGUCUGCGUAGCUCUGCUGUAACACAUGGUUAUUUGUUACUGUUGCCUUCCUGUCAGCUUGAACCAGUCUGGCCAUUCUCCUCUGACCUCUCUCAUUAACAAGGCACUUUGGCUGUCACAGCUGCCACUCAUGGGAUAUUUUUUUUUAUUUCUUUUUGCCUGUAAACCCAAUAGACUUUAGUGAAAAUCCCAGGAGAUUAGCACCAACAAUCAUUCCACAGUUAAAUUCCCUUAGAUCACAGCUCUUCUCUAUUCUGACAUUUGGUCCAUGUCUGCAUGCGCUUACACAUCGACUAGUUGUUCAUUAAUGAGCAGGUGUACCUAAUAAUGUGGCCACUGAGUGUAGUUAUUUUUGUAGCUUUGGCCGUCAUUCCAGGUUGGUUCUAAAACAUUUUACCCAGCAACUUUAUUGCUGACAUUUGGGGAUGCAGUGGUAAAAUAAAGUAUUGACUGUACACAUAUCCAUCGUUAAACCAAAUUAACAUCCUUCAAAAGGGAACCAAAGUUGGAAGAGUUGACAAAGAAUUACAAAAGUAAGAAUAGAGAAGGCUUCAGAAACCAAAAUGACCACUUUGCUCUGAGCGAUGUUUAAAAAAGGGCUGCUAUGGUGCUCCAGUAGAGCACCUGAAACGGUGUUGCUGAUAGUGAACCUCUCUACUUUUUUUAUAUUGAAGUGUUUACUGCAGAAAUAAGAUAUUUAAAGAUGACACUGUAGUGCAUUUUGUCAAAGCACAGAUCCCAUAAGGACAAUAAGUCAGUAUUUAAUUGUGAAAUUCCGUUGAUCUCUUUAAAGCCAUAGCACCAGGCAGCAUUUUCUCAGGCCUUGAGGUUAUCAGUAAUUAACAUGAAAGGAUGAGUGGCCUUAGUUGACAUGAUGAAACCGGCCAACUUAUUCAGCCAUUUUUUAAUGUAGAUUCUGUGUCCAUUCUUCCCUCCAAAGUGCCUUAGUCUAACGUCAAACCUCUACUUUGCCCAGGUUCUCGUUCAAAGUGUGUAUUAUAGGUAAAAUGGCACCCAAACAAUUCCUUAUUUGUUUGUUUUGAAAGCACAGUUACAGUCUGAAAGGAUUUGCAGUUUUCCCGUAUUUGUAAGAAAUGCAUUUGUCUUAUGACAAAUUGUAAAUAUGCUGACCAGCUGUCUUGAAUAUAUUACAGCAUUGGACUUCUUGACUUCUGCACAAUGUCACAAAAGAUAAUGCAUUUCGAAUUUAAAACUUUAAUACUGUGAAAUUUCCAGCUGACUUUUCUUUUUUUUUUUAUUAUUCCUUGUUUGACAAUUGCAUUACUGCCAAGCACCAGCAGGAAAGGGACCCAUGCAUGUGCCCUUUUCUAAAGCAUCUGAAGUAGUAAUUAGCUCUAACUCUCUUCAUGUCUGACCCUGGAGUGCCCUUGUUGAUGAUAGAUUUUGGUUCCCCAAUUUUUUAGCCUCAGUGCAGGCAACAUUUGAAUCCUUUCAUGACCAUUAUCUGAGUAGGUUGUAACCUGAGACCAUGUUGUCCCAUCACUGUAUUUUGGAGAAAUGAUGACUUGAUGACCACAUGAUUUGUUAAGUAGAAAGACAGACAGGCAACAAUUUUCUGUUAAAUGUGUCAAUGCCAGCGCCUGAAACGAAUUAAACUCCAACAAACUAA